Messenger RNA from Alternaria rosae, 962 nucleotides. RefSeq lists its product as uncharacterized. NCBI's taxonomy places the organism in Eukaryota, Fungi, Ascomycota, Dothideomycetes, Pleosporales, Pleosporaceae. The coding region runs from base 302 to 904 and encodes 200 amino acids. The record is from RefSeq and is a predicted model, not a curated record. The transcript has a single exon.
GGUCUUGAAUCUAUGCCCAUCUGUCCAGUAAAGUAUGGAUCUUCAUCAACGCGACUCAGCAGGCUCGAAUCGUUCCUCACAUAAGGGAAGGCGGGGGUUUCCGCGUUGAAAGAGCGAAGUGGGCGGUUGUCGGAGCCGUGUGCGUAUAGACGCUUGGCCUUCCCCAUAUAUGAGGCGCGUGUGGUGCGGGGGAUGUACGUGGGGUUGUCGGGCAAGUUAAGGUGGCGUGAGACCCAGGUAUUUUCGAUUGUUGUUGACAGUUCACUCAUAUUUACAAUACAUCCAUUUCAGACUUCACUCCAUGUCAAAUCACUCAACUGUUGCAGCCUUUUCCACGCCAAUCACACGAGUAGAUGCAGAAUCCGACGUUCCCAAGUGGCAAGAGAUGGACGCAUCAAACCCAAACCAUGUGCUGCUAGACGAUGUUUCGGGAUCGAAGGUCGUUAGUGGAUUAGAGUUCCACUUACUUUUAUUUGCUGUCAGGCCCAUGGAUGAUAGCAUAUCCACCCGGUCGAUCAGACGAGUUGGUGCGUCUAGCAGAUUCCAUGCAUUACGCGAUUCAGUAUGGCGUGGCCUCGUCGGUGAUGCGGGUCGCUGCUUGACGGCUUACUCAAAGUCGGUGUCUGGCCUCGUCCAGCGCACCAAGCCGCCGAUUUCCGCCAUAGCUUCUUCUCGUCGUGACUUCGCGUCCACGAAUCACAAGGCGAGUAUUACAGUGAUGGUAGCGGUUCCGAAAGCGGGGUCUAGAGGGCCCACAUGCCAAUCGAGGUCGUCAUGCCAUCGCGCGUGGCGGCGACAGAAAUGCUGGCCUUUGACGAAAGUGUCUGAUGGAGCGCGACGAGGUGCACCAAUGAGACGUCGUGCCACUAGCAGCACCGAGAAUUGCGGCCGCGUCCUUGGGUGAAGUCACGAUAGUGGGGCGGAGCUUCUCGUGAUGCUAGGCAGGAUGGAGCUAACAGAUG